This is a messenger RNA of Drosophila kikkawai, 3116 nucleotides long. It is a transcript of the gene dgo, whose product is annotated as ankyrin repeat domain containing protein 6 diego. NCBI's taxonomy places the organism in Eukaryota, Metazoa, Arthropoda, Insecta, Diptera, Drosophilidae. Gene Ontology annotation, molecular function: protein binding. The record is from RefSeq and is a predicted model, not a curated record.
AGCCAAAUUAACUCUGGGCGUUCCACAAACGUAGGCAAAAUAGUGCAAAAUCCGGGAAUUGGAUUAACUGUAAUGACUAUAAGAAUGUGUAAAUACGUGGGAGUGGCCAAAAGCAUGUGUAAAUAAGGGCGCGAAAUCGGAAAUCGAACUUGAGUGAAACAGGCUUUAUAUGAUUCACAGACAAUGCAGCAUGGAUCCUCCCGCAUUCCGAAACAGGAAGCCUUGCCAAAUGCCAUCUCCGGGCCCGAUUCCAGCAACUGGACUUCGCUGCACGAGGCAGUGGUCGCCGGGGAUGAUCGGCGGGUGGAGGGGCUCCUAUUCAGCAAUGCCGACCGCCUGGCCAAGGAAUCACUGCAAGGCAACACCCCGCUUCACGAAGCCGCUAGUCGGGGGUUCAGCCGGUGCGUGAAACUGAUCUGUGCACCACCACCGCCACCCACUGCCCCGGGAACGGGUGGCAAGGCGAUACGAGGGCAGAAAGACAAGGAAAAGGACAAAGAAAAGGACAAAAGCAAAGGCAGGGCCAAGGUGGCACAUCAGACCAUCGAAGCCCUACACAACAGCGCUUUGGGUAUUGCCAACAACGAGGGGCUGUCCGCUCUGCAUUUGGCUGCCCAAAAUGGACACAAUCAGAGCUCCAGGGAACUGCUAUUGGCGGGCGCAGAUCCCGAUGUGCAGAACAAUUAUGGCGAUACACCGCUCCAUACUGCCUGCAGAUAUGGACAUGCCGGGGUCACCAGAAUCCUACUCUCGGCUCUUUGUGACCCCAACAAAACCAACCUGAACGGCGACACCGCGCUGCACAUCACCUGCGCCAUGGGUCGCAGGAAACUCACAAGAAUACUCCUUGAAGCGGAUGCCCGCCUAGGGAUCAAGAACGCCCAAGGUGACUGUCCCAUGCACAUAGCAAUCAGGAAGAACUAUCGCGAGAUCAUCGAGAUCCUGAACACGCCCAAGAAGAUACGGAACCGGAAGGAGAAACAUAACGAGGGCGGAGGCAGCAGAUCGGACAAGGAGAAGGACCGCGACAGGGAUGUGGUCGACAAGGGGAUAAAUUGGUCGCCGUACGGAUGUCACUACUUUCCCGAUCCGCGUGCCUUUCCCUCGCCCAAGCUGGAGACUCUACCUAAGGAGCCGCUAAAGGCGGGAGAACAGUACUUCCUGGACUUGGCCGGUCAUAUCCACAAAGGUCCCGUUAGUGUGGGCAACACGUGCUAUUGCGGACCCUUUUUCCGACACAUCGAGAACAAGCUGAACUGCAACCGGAAGAGCCUCAAGAAGUAUGUCCACAAGACCAAGGAGCGACUGGGGCACAAGGUUCAAGCAUUGGCCAUCAAGACCAACGACCAGAUAGAACAGCUCACCAGAACGAUGAUCGAGGAUCGGCUGAGAUGCGAGAGCAAGCGGCAGCACCUCAGUGAGUUCCUACGCCGGGGCGAACCCAUGCGAUCCACAUUUGACCAGCAGAAUAAAAGCUCGCGAAUCGAAAGGACACUCUCCAGGUGCCGGAGUCUGGAGCUCUUGGAAAGCAACCACGAAGGCGGCAGGCUCACCAACUCCCGGAGUGUAGAUAUACUCGAAGACCAGGCAGUGGAGGCCCUAGUACACCGAUCCGCAGAGCCUCCUCUGGAGAGCGACAGCGAAGAGGAUUCUAAUGCAGCUGGUCAGGAGGAUGAGGAGGAGGAGGAAGAAGACGAAGAGCCGGUUCCGGAUCAGGGAGAGCCGCAGGAUCAAGUUGACCAACUGGAGCACUCGAAACUGGAUGAGCUAAAGCUGGAUUUCCUAAAGGUAUCCAAACGUCUGGGCGUACUCCUUGAGAAAACCACCUUGAUAAUGGAAAGGGAUAGUGAGCAGGAAAAUAAGCACCAGCUAUCAUCCCUAUCCCCGCCCUACAAGCCAGAGCCCAGAGCCGAGUCCGCUCAACUCCGGGGAGAUAAAGAGAGCGUAAAUAGUCCAAGCUUUGACGAGUACACUCAUAUCAUGCGGCGCUACCCGAACUCCAGCGAGACCUCCAAUCCCUCCCAGAACUCCAACAGUUGGGACUGGGAAAACUCGCCCACGGGCAGCAAUCCUCCGCCAGAGUACCAUAAAUAUUAUCAACGCAUUGGCAGGGGAGAGAACAUGCUGAACUCCGUGAUAAAGGCCCUGCGGAAAGACGCCUCCUUUGCGGAUCUGGGAAAGGAGGAGGCUGCCGUUAAUGAAAGCGCCGAGAGAUUAGGCGGCGAUAAGUUGCUCUACAAGGAGCAGCAGGCCUGCGAAUCAGCUGGCAUCUCCAACCUGAUUAAGCGGCAGCCACUGUGCUUGGAUGACAACUAUCCCGUCAUGUCGAACCUGUUUUACUCAAACCCCAUCAUGGAGUACGUCGAGGAACCGGAAGUGCGACCCAAUGGCAGCGAGCACGGGAACAAGGUGGAGAUCAGGAACAGUGAGAUCAAGUGCCUGAAAAAACCGAAUGCCGGCCAAGUGCGCGACAUGGUGGCCCAACUGCAGAACACCAUUGAUUCCAAUCGGCAGGACUCCCAAGUGGCCAAUGUGAUCGCAGCAAGAUCCCUUUCCCGCUUGAACAAUAAUAACUUCCAGCACAUUGAGGCCACCUCCUCCAAUCCCUCGCCCACUUACAGUAUCCCGCACAGAAAUGCUGCUGCUGUCCCGCAGUUCGGCCUGCCCGAGAGGCACAUACCCAAAGACGCCUACUUUCAUGAACUACCCCACCGCCCGCAGAAUCCACCCAAUCCGCAAAGAAGAAUCCACACCGGCUACGCACCAAAUGCGAAUUUCUAUCGCAACGAAGACCUCUACGUGGAACGAGUUCCCCAACCGCAUCCUGCCCUGCGGCAGGGUGCGUCCGCCUACAGGCCCAUUCAGUCGCCCACCUUCCAGGCCAUUGUUCCGCCCCAUUCUAAUCCUCAUCCUAGAAACUGGCCGCAUCCCAACCUUCCAAUAUCGAACGAUAUCGAUCUUGAUGAGGUGUCAGCCGUUGGGCUUUACAAUAACGUCUCGAGUCUGGUUUGAGCCGCCCCCAAGUGUUCCCAUUGUACAUAGAUACUCCUAAUAUAUUUAUCUUAUUCCUAAUCAUGUUCGAAACUAAAGCAAAAGUUAAUUUAUUUCCAAUUGAA